This is a messenger RNA of Penaeus vannamei (Pacific white shrimp), 2370 nucleotides long. RefSeq names its product golgin-45. The record is from RefSeq and is a predicted model, not a curated record. Gene Ontology annotation, biological process: Golgi to plasma membrane protein transport; Golgi organization. Lineage: Eukaryota; Metazoa; Arthropoda; Malacostraca; Decapoda; Penaeidae. Gene Ontology annotation, cellular component: Golgi membrane.
GGUAAAACAAGAAAUAUGAGAGUAAAUGAAUAUUUUCUCUGGUUAUGAGUCUUCGAACACAAGCUGAAGGUAAACAGACCGUCGAGAAAGAAAGUGAAACUUCCCUUCCUCUUCCUCUAACUGUGAUAAAUCUAGCAUAAUUACUCUUAAAAACUGUAGUAACAAUGAAGCCUUCAGGUGCUAUUAGAUAUCCAGUACAAGGUGUGACCCUCCACAGAGUAGCUGCCGGGAAGAGGUCCCAAGGAGAUGGCCAGGAACAGGUGGAAGCCCCCUCGUCUCUUGUAUGUGAAACGGGAAAUUCUGUCAGUGGCGAGACAGCCAAACAGAAACCCACCCUACACACUGUCGAGGAGAAGGCUAAAACAGAGGGAAAGCCCUUAGACCGGAAAACUAAAUCAGAACCAAAGUUGAGUCUAGGGGGUAAGAAAGAGGGUGGAGGGCCCAGGAGGCUGGGAUCGGAGAAGUACUUGCCCGAGGUGGCUGACAUCGCCCACAAGCUGACGAAGGUGUCUGUGAUGUCCACUCCAGACACCCACCUCCUUAACACGCCCCCAAAGGACAUGCAAACCAAACGCAUGAUUCCAGUUCUCCCAAGCUCUCCAAGUGGCGGAGUUGCUGCAGCACUUUGUGCUGCUGCCAGAGAGGGGUCUACAAGCCUCUACACUCAGAAACGCAAGGAACCAAAGUUUGUGCCGUAUGAGCCCUACAAAGGCUGCGUGAAGCCAAUUUUCACCAAAAAGAAGACAAAAGUGGUGCAGCAAGAAGCAGCAGGGAAGUCUGUUCCAGCGGUAUCAGAGGAGAAGGACAGUGCCUCUAAAACAGAGCCAGUAGCUGAUGAACAGAAGACCACAGAGAAGCUAAACAUCAUGGUCAAGGACUUUGAGCGCGAGAGAGCGUCGUGGGAGGAACAGACCAAGGUGCUUAUCGAGGAAAAGAAGAGCAUGGAGGAGCAACUGAGCCAGAUGAAGAAAGACAAGACCAAUUUGGAGAAUCAGUUGAAGAUUCAGUCUCAGGUCAAUGCAGAACUCAAGAAACUCUUGGUGGCUUCAGUGGGAGAAGACGUACAAGGCCAAGUGCAGGUCCUCACUGAAGACAAGGCGCGUAUGGCCACCAUGAUCCGGCGGUACUCGGAGAGGGUUGACCGUGAUUAUGAGGAAAAGGAACGGAUGGAGAUUCAGUGCGAUGUUUGGCGGUCCAAGUUCCUCGGGAGCAGCAUGUUGGUAGACGAGUUGGCAGGGUGGAAGGCUGCUCUCAUGCGACACAUCGACGAGGCGGAGGAAGCCCUUCACGUGAUGAUGGACGAACACGACAUGGCGAGGCAACAUGUCCUGAACAUGUACAGGAUGAAUAAACAACUGCGCGAUGCAUUCGACCCCCUCGCAGCACAAUCGGGCGGUGUUGCUUCCCUCACCUCAGCCGACCUCGUGACACUGGCUGUGGAUGGGGACGUGCUUGCAGAGACGGUCCGGGAUCGGCUCCUGGGCGACUUAGGGAGGGCUGUGGGCUGUGGGCUCUCAGUGGAGGGCCUUGAGACACAGACCCCUGGCGAGAAGAUGGCACGACAGGCUUGUGGGAAGAAAAUCAAGAAGCCGUUUGUCCUGGGCUGGAGGAACAAAGACGGACGGGCGUCAUGUGAAGGAUGCAGCACCGUCUCCCCAGGACGAAACGCCAUGAUGCACCGGUUCCAUCCCAACACACGUUACGAACAUGUCACCGUCAACUGCUGUGCCCACUGCAAUGGGGAGAUAAAAGUUGUCUGAUUCAUUUCUUAGUUUCUCCUCUCAUGUUUCAGUUUAGUUUAGUUCAUUUCCCUCUUUCUUUUAUAGGGUUUGGGGGAACAGAAAAUUAUGUUGAGAUUAUAUUAUAAUUAUUAUUAUUAUUAUUAUUAUAUUAUUAUUUUUAGUUUAAGAUUUUUCUUCCUUUCAUUCUUUCCUUCUUAUGCCUCAUUCUGUGUCUUUCUUCUAGUUCUUAGGGGCUCGAGAGCGAGAGAGAAAGUAUGUAAACUUUUUCCGUUUAUAAAGUUUUUUUUUUUGGGGGGGAGGGGUAAAUGAUUACUCUUUUAACUCUAUGUGAUAAUGUAGAAGAUGAAAAACAGAGAAAUUAUGUCAAGUGAAGAAGGAGAGAGAGAGAAAGAUAAUGAUAUUAUGGAUUGUAUUUUUAUAUGUAUUUUUUUUUUAUUCUCUCUCUCUGUCUCUCCUUCUUCAUUUUUAUGAUAAAGAAAAUAAUGUCAGAUUUAUAUAUGACUGUGCUAAUACUUAAGAUAUAGUGGAAAUGAUAAUGCGGUGUAUUUUAAGGUUGUAAUAGGAAAUAUUUUUUAUUCAGAGUUUUUUGGAUGGGUAGGAAGAAGGGAGGGAGAGAAUUCCAUAUGUU